AUAUAUAUGUCGACAACUGUGCCAACAAUCCGGCGAAUCUGAUGUCCCAAAUACAGGCCACCUCUUCGGGCGUACAAAACAAAUAUCUCUCACUUUUGCAUAACUUCUAUACGGAAGGCAUUCAACAAAUCAUUGAACCCAUUAUGGAAGCGGUCGAAGACGCUCUACAAGACAUCAGUCUUAAGGAUAAGAUUGUUUUGCAAGACUUGAAGAAUAUUUUUGAUAAAGUGAAAGCUUCGAUGGCUUUCAGUCUUUGCGGUUCGCAAUCAAACGCUUCACGAUUUCUAUUGAAUCCAAAGAAGAUGUUUAGCCAAGAAGUGAACGGCUCUAAUGGUAUCACUGGUAAAGACGCGGAACUAUUGCAGCGAAUGGUUAACGAGACUCAAGACAUUCUGGAAAGCGAUGACUUUAAACGAGUGGUCGAUUCCGGCGUCGAUCUGGGAUUUGCUGUUCUAAUGGAUGUA
This is a messenger RNA of Medioppia subpectinata, 464 nucleotides long. The record is from the annotation of a GenBank genome assembly. Lineage: Eukaryota; Metazoa; Arthropoda; Arachnida; Sarcoptiformes; Oppiidae.